UCACCCCUUCUAACUGCUACCAGAUUUCUCUGGAAGGCGCGUCGGCCCGGGUUCGGGGCGGGUCCGCGCCCCCCGCCCUCCAUGCCGGCCGCGUUCGGCUGUCUCCGCGCCCGGCGCUCGGCGGCGCUCGGCUGUCUCCGGCCGCUCGGCUCGGCGCUCGGCUCGGGUCCGCGGCCGCUGCGGCGCCGGGCAUUUCUCCGCAGCUCGGCUCGCGGCCGCGCCCGCCCGGCCCGCGCCCAUGCAGGCCAUCAAGUGCGUGGUGGUCGGCGACGGCGCCGUGGGGAAGACCUGCUUGCUGAUCAGCUACACGACCAACGCCUUCCCUGGAGAGUACAUCCCCACCGUUUUUGACAACUAUUCUGCGAAUGUGAUGGUGGACGGGAAGCCUGUCAACCUGGGGCUGUGGGACACCGCUGGGCAGGAGGACUACGACCGGCUUCGGCCACUCUCCUACCCCCAAACUGACGUCUUUCUGAUCUGCUUCUCCCUGGUGAGCCCAGCCUCCUUUGAGAAUGUUCGAGCCAAGUGGUACCCAGAGGUUCGGCACCACUGCCCCCACACGCCCAUCCUCCUGGUGGGCACCAAGCUGGACCUUCGUGACGAUAAGGACACCAUUGAGCGGCUACGGGAUAAGAAGCUAGCGCCUAUCACUUACCCCCAGGGCCUGGCCAUGGCCCGGGAGAUCGGCUCUGUCAAGUACCUGGAGUGCUCAGCCCUGACCCAGCGGGGCUUGAAGACUGUGUUUGAUGAGGCCAUCCGGGCUGUGCUCUGCCCGCCUCCUGUGAAGAAGCCGGGGAAGAAGUGCACGGUCUUCUAGAGCCCUCACUUCUGGAGGAGCAGCCCCCAGCCGCCCGCGCCUGUAUCUGUUGUGUUGAGAUGUCUGGUGUCCCUGAGUCUGCUGUGGGGAAGUCGUGUGGGUAGGGAGGGGGAAGAAUCACGGGGACAAGGCUGCUGCUCCCGGGGUGGUGUUGGGGCCAUGGGGUCCUGUCCACUCUGCCUCCUCCACCUGGGGGUACAGCUCCAGCCUUCCCUGGCCCCCAGGGAGUCCAGAAGGGAGCAGGGUCUCCCUCAGGCUGCAGGGGCAGGUCCAGGGCAGCCCCAGGAUGGGCUUCCCUGAUGGGGGAGUUUGUGGGGUGGGUUAUGUCCUUGUGCCCCAGGAUGGGGCAGCCCCUUUUCAUUUUAUACAAUAAACG
This is a messenger RNA of Physeter macrocephalus (sperm whale), 1193 nucleotides long. It is a transcript of the gene RAC3, whose product is annotated as Rac family small GTPase 3. Gene Ontology annotation, molecular function: protein kinase binding; GTP binding; GTPase activity. The record is from RefSeq and is a predicted model, not a curated record. Bases 239 to 817 code for a protein of 192 amino acids. The transcript is spliced from 7 exons. Gene Ontology annotation, biological process: regulation of cell shape; engulfment of apoptotic cell; establishment or maintenance of cell polarity. Gene Ontology annotation, cellular component: neuron projection; cytoplasmic vesicle; cytoskeleton. Lineage: Eukaryota; Metazoa; Chordata; Mammalia; Artiodactyla; Physeteridae.